Molecule: messenger RNA, 1644 nt
Organism: Magallana angulata
Lineage: Eukaryota; Metazoa; Mollusca; Bivalvia; Ostreida; Ostreidae
Exons: 8
Coding region: 1-1644 (547 amino acids)
Source: RefSeq, a predicted model, not a curated record
AUGUUCCGGUCAAGGGUACCCGGAUACAGAGAAGGGUUGAAUGUCUACCAAACGUUUACAUGUCCACGGACGGACUCGGCAUGGACGUCGGCGUCCCUGAGGAUGAACUGUAAUGUUGGAGGCGACCAGCCGUUUAACCAUUAUUACUGUAUCCCUAGUGCCGAGAGAACCAAUCUUGUAGAGUUUUGUUACGACAGAGCUAGUAUGAAGACAGAGAAAGGUAAUUGCUGGGAAUUAGGUGGAAUGGGGUACCUAAACCAAGUCAACUGUACGAACUUUGUCAAAGGAUGCCCAGACUACACGUAUUUGAGCGAACACGUUUAUAAGAUUCCAGCUUGUCUAGAUUUGAAUUUUUCUGAACGAUGUUUCACCGAGGAGCCUGGCUGCACAGUUUUGAGAAAUUCAACGAACGCUCUGGCAAGCAAUCAGACCAAUGCAGUCACCUCUCUUCAUCUUGGUCUUGUUGCGUUGAUUACCUGUGUUCUAACUGUCGUAAUACUUCUAUUAGUGGUAUAUUGGACCAAACAUAAACGCCCUGGAUUAUGUUCAGAGAGAAAUGGAAAAAACGAAAAUGGAAGCGGAAAAACAACCGUUUCUGAGAAAAAAGGGUUAUUGAUGCAGAUGGAAGCCGAAAUGCCCGGAGAAAACACAGUUGUCCAAAGGGGCGAUCACCAUACCCAUUCACAUACAACCAAUGUCGACUGCGAAGAUCGAACUCGGGCCGAAGCGGCGAUAAGCCCGGCUGUUGGCCCCUCAAACCCUAAGAAAAAUGAAGUAAUCGAAAGACCAAAUUAUACUAGAAGUAUAUCAGUUGCUGUAUCGGAUCAAGACAUUAGACCUUUUGAUAUAAAGGGCCACAUUUCCCAUUUGUACUUGAGUGCUUCAACAGGCAAAAUCUGGGCAAGCAAUGACCGUGGUGACCUUGGACUCAUCGAUUCUAGUGGUAAUACUAUACGGUCAACCAAAACUUGUUCCACUUAUUCCGGACAUUUUGCCAUAGAAACCGUCAAUAAUGAAGAACAUAUUUAUUGGGUUCAUAAUGAAAACAAGCUUGUUAAGAGAGACGAUAAGAAAGAACAUGGAACUGCUUCCUGGGAACCAAUAAGUAUUUUGAUCUCGGAUGAAAAUACAUGUAAUUUUUUCUUCGUUGGAAAAGCAAUGGGUGAUGAUGCAAAGGUUACAAAGUAUGAUAAAGAUUGGAAUAAAGUUUGUGAUAUUCAUAAACAUAGGGAAAAUAGAGCAAACAGAAAUUUCUUUCAGUAUCCUGCAUACUUGGCAAAAAAUAUCAAUGGCGAUUUAUGUGUUUCAGACAACAACCAAUGCAUUAUUGUUGUUAAAGACAAUAAAUUACGAUUCAAGUACCCAGGAAUUGGCAAAGAUGGAUUCACUCCUUAUGGAAUAUGUACGGACAGUCUGAAACAGAUUAUUAUUGUUGAUUCUAGUUCAAGGGGUAUCCAUAUAAUAAAUGAAGAAGGGAAGUUCCUCGGUAUGAUAAAACUUGCCGAAAACUUGAGAGAGCCAAGAGGACUUUGCGUAGACAAGAAGGGAAAUUGCUUUGUAGGAACAUAUGGAUCAAUAUUGAUGUACCAAUAUUUAUCUGAAGGUAAACUAACCACAACAGUAAUAACAGCAUCAGUGAAGUGA